AUGCAAAAGCAGUCAAUUCCCGGAACUGUUAUUGGGUUUAGUAUUAACGGCACAAAUGUGUGGACCGAAGGGUUUGGUUAUACGGAUGUCGAGAACGAUGUCAUCACUCAUAAGGACUCCGUUUGGCGUUUGGCCAGUAUUUCAAAAACAUUGACUUCGGCACUGAUUGGACGGCUUAUGGACAAGAAGUUGAUUGAUCUCAACCACGAUAUCCACAAAUAUUUGUCACCGGAUUUCUAUCCUUAUAAGACAUUCAACGGAUCCGUAGUUAAUAUAACGGUUCGGGAAGUUAUGUCACAUUUGGCUGGUAUGGGAGAUGUGAGUGUAAAAUAUGCCUAUCGAGCAGUAAAUGUGAGCGAAACUAUCGCUCAACAAAAAGACACGCCGUUGUCAUCAAAACCCAAUACAACAUUCAGUUAUUCUAAUUACGGCUACCAAAUGGUCGGCGCUAUCAUUGAAGCCGUGCUUAACAGCACUUAUGAUGAAGAAAUUGAGAAAAUGUUUCGACAAUUGAAUAUGAAUUCAACAUUUGCUGAGAAAAGGGAAGCGAUUUAUAAACACAGACCACAGUUUUAUAUGAAUGCAACGACACUAACAAAAUCAGAUAUCAUUGAUGAGUUGGUUUCGUACGAGGACUUUUUAAGUAAGGAAACAGUGAAAGAGUUGUGGACUCCGGAGACUAUCGGCAAAAUUAAACCCAAAGAUUUACUUGACUACUUGGGUCCUUUUGAAUAUGGGUUUGGUUAUACGGAUGUCGAGAACGAUGUCAUCACUCAUAAGGACUCGAUCUGGCGUUUGGCCAGUAUUUCAAAGACAUUGACUUCAGCACUGAUUGGACAGCUUAUGGACAAGAAGUUAAUUAAUCUCAACCACAAUAUCCACAGGUAUUUGUCACCGGAUUUCUAUCCCUAUAAGACAUUCAACGGAUUGGCGGUUAAUAUAACGGUUCGGGAAGUGAUGUCACAUAUGGCUGGUCUUCGUUUUACUAAAUUACCCGACGAUUUGGCACAUGUUUUUCACUCACAAAAUGUGAGCCAAACUAUCUCUCAAUUCAAAGACGAGAAACUUUUAUCUAAACCGAACACAACAUUCAGUUACUCUAACUACGGCUACCAAAUGGUCGGCGCUAUCAUUGAAGCCGUGCUUAACAGCACUUAUGAUAAAGAAAUUGAGAAAAUGUUUCGACAAUUGAAUAUGAAUUCAACAUUUGCUGAGAAAAGAGAAGCCAUUUAUAAACACAGACCACAGUAUUAUAUGAAUGCAAAAACUCUAACAAAAUCAGAUAUUAUUGAUGAGUUGGUUUCAUACGAGGGUCAGUGGCCGUGUGGGGGUAAUAUAGCAACUGCUAGUGAUAUGAUUAGGUUUGGAAACGCUAUGAUAUCUGCAUAUAAUGGCAAACAGAAGGACUUUUUAAGCAAAGAAACAGUGAAAGAGUUGUGGACUCCGGAGACUAUCGGCAAAAUUAAACCCAAAGAAUGGAUUGAAUUAUUGGGUCCCUUUGAAUACGGCAAAGGAUGGUUUAUCAAGACUAUUCCUGAAUCGGAUCCCUAUCCAUAUAAGAAAAUAAUCUGGCAUGGUGGUAAUCUCGGCGCCAGUACAACAAUGCUUAUACUGUUUCCCGACCAGAAUAUAGUGGGCGUUGCCUUCGCUAAUAAGGGAGCCGUUUUGAAAUUGGAUAAACUGAUUGAAAAUGUGGCCAAAAAUUUUAAACAAUUUUUAUAA
Molecule: messenger RNA, 1722 nt
Organism: Medioppia subpectinata
Lineage: Eukaryota; Metazoa; Arthropoda; Arachnida; Sarcoptiformes; Oppiidae
Source: the annotation of a GenBank genome assembly